Messenger RNA from Cetraspora pellucida, 274 nucleotides. NCBI's taxonomy places the organism in Eukaryota, Fungi, Glomeromycota, Glomeromycetes, Diversisporales, Gigasporaceae. The record is from the annotation of a GenBank genome assembly.
ACAAAAAUUUUCUCAUAUUUCUUCUUUGCAACAAAAAGAUUUUAAUACCAACUUGUUUGUGAAAGAACAUAAAGAUAUUAGUAAUGAAUUGGUUAAAAAUUAUAAUGAUAUUAUAGAUUCUUCUAAAGAAUUAAGUGACUGUAAAGAUAUUGAUAUUGAUUCUUUAGAAGAAUCAAGUAACAGCAUUGAUAUUGAUGAUAAUUUUUCAGAAGAGCUUAUUAGUGAUAACUUAUAUUUAGAAUGCAUAUCAAACACCUUCAAAUACUUCAAAUAG